AUGAGAGUACUCAGGAUAAUCUGGACCGCCUGUUUCGUCUUAGAGGAGACUGAUGCAUGGGGUUUUAGGGACGGAGUGCUUCGCAACUCGAUAUGGCUGGAGCGAGCUGCUGGAGUUUACCACCGGGAGUCGCGCAAAGGAAGGUACCAGCUAACGUACAGAGAGGCCAAGGCUGUGUGCAAAUUUGAAGGAGGAAAGCUGGCCACCUAUGAGCAGCUAAAGGCUGCCCAGCAAAUCGGCUUCCAUGUGUGUGCGGCAGGAUGGUUUGACAAAGGGCGAGUGGGAUACCCCAUUGUCACUCCCGGCGCCCACUGCGGUUUUGGGAGGGUUGGCAUCGUCGACUACGGCUACAGGCUGAACAAGAGCGAGAGGUGGGACGUGUACUGCUACAACCCCACUGCGAAGGAGUGCGGUGGUGUCCUGACGGAGCAGCGCAGGGUCAUUCACUCCCCGGGCUACCCAGACGAGUACGAGGACAAGCAGAUCUGCUACUGGCACAUCCGCGUGCGCUACGGCCAGAGGCUCCGCCUACGCUUCCUGGACUUCGACGUGGAGGAGGACACCGCCUGCCUCGCUGACUACCUGGAGGUCUAUGACAGCUACGAUGAUAUCUCAGGCUUCGUUGGGAGGUUUUGUGGGGACGAGUUACCAGAAGACAUCAUUAGCACAGGGAAUGUCAUGACCCUGAAGUUCCUGUCCGACUCCUCAGUGACAGCUGGUGGGUUCCAGCUGGAAUACAUAGCAAUACAAAGCUCCAGUCUAACGCCAUGA
Messenger RNA from Megalops cyprinoides (Indo-Pacific tarpon), 771 nucleotides. It is a transcript of the gene tnfaip6, whose product is annotated as tumor necrosis factor, alpha-induced protein 6. Bases 1 to 771 code for a protein of 256 amino acids. The transcript is spliced from 6 exons. The record is from RefSeq and is a predicted model, not a curated record. Lineage: Eukaryota; Metazoa; Chordata; Actinopteri; Elopiformes; Megalopidae. Gene Ontology annotation, biological process: cell adhesion; negative regulation of inflammatory response. Gene Ontology annotation, molecular function: hyaluronic acid binding.